AACUGCCAUUAACACUGAGAAAGAUUGUUUCAAUCCUUCUUGACAGCUCAGAACAGUCAAGAGUCCACAGCAUCAGAUUUAAAGUCAGGUCACCUGUAGUUUCUUGAUUUCUCUCUGAACCACGGUCAUGGACCUGCAGACUAAGACUGACCAGCCAAUGAGGCUGGAUGAAGCACCUCUGAAGGAAACCAUAAACACCCUGCAGGACAUGCUGUGUCAGGCCAUUGCUGAAAUCAAGACCCUGCAGGCUGAAAAUGGCUGUCUGCGACAGGAAGUGGAUGAGCUGAGGCAGGGGCAGGAGGAGCUAAAAAGAACCAAGGACCUCCUCAAGAAGGAAACCAAGAAAUCGGUAAGGAGGACCUACGCCUACAUCGACUCACUGUCUGAGAACGCCAAACUGGUGAAUGACCUGAAGACCAAAGAGACAGAGUGGAAACAGCGGCUGGAAGGGGCUGAGGAGGCCACGAAGAUGAUGUUAGAGGAGAAGGACAACAUGUGGCAGACAGAGGUGCAGGAGCUGCACAGGGAGAACAAGCUAAGUCUGGAGAGCUGGCUGAAAAAGGAGGAGCAGUGGAAGCUCCAAGAGAAAUAUACUGAGGAGAAGAUCAAAAUCCUCAGCCAGCAAGUCCUGUCCUUGCAGAUAUUUACCACCAAACCACAGAACAAGAAUCAGAAUCAAAGAAUCAGGGAGGCACCGAUGGAGCUCGGAGAGGAGGAGAAGAAAAAGAAAGUGGAGAUGUGGUGGAGAGAUGGAAAUGAGAAGAAACCAGCAUGCAAACCUGUCUUCAGCACUUUUCCUUUUAGUACAGCACAAUAACAGCAUUCAAUAACAGUAUAAAUUAAAAUGGAAACUUAAU
Cynoglossus semilaevis (tongue sole) is the source of this 857-nucleotide messenger RNA. RefSeq lists its product as uncharacterized. Lineage: Eukaryota; Metazoa; Chordata; Actinopteri; Pleuronectiformes; Cynoglossidae. The transcript is spliced from 2 exons. The coding region runs from base 128 to 817 and encodes 229 amino acids. The record is from RefSeq and is a predicted model, not a curated record.